This is a messenger RNA of Pyrus x bretschneideri (Chinese white pear), 927 nucleotides long. RefSeq names its product heavy metal-associated isoprenylated plant protein 47-like. The record is from RefSeq and is a predicted model, not a curated record. NCBI's taxonomy places the organism in Eukaryota, Viridiplantae, Streptophyta, Magnoliopsida, Rosales, Rosaceae. The transcript has 6 exons. Bases 411 to 803 code for a protein of 130 amino acids.
UCUAGGCUUGGAUGGAGACUUGGAAUUAUGGAAGAGGUCAAUCAAGCAGAUAAGAUUUAGAAAGAAAACUCCACAUCUAUUGCCAGCAAUGCUCAGUGGGAGAAGUAUAGGAAACCAAAGCUUACAAAUCCGAUGCCUUUUAGGAAGCAACUUUGGAGAAAAGAGCUCAUGCGCCACUGAAGGAGAUCACAUUAGUCAGGACUCCAGGGGCAAAUUCAACAAGCAAACAUCAUAACGUGAUAAAGGGUAGGCAUGCAUGGACUUGUAAUACAAGUCAAGAAAAAUAUUAAAGGGGAUCCUAUCUUCUAUAAGUAGCAAGGUAAUCGAUAUAGAGUUCUACUUUCGCUGAUUCAUAGGGUUUCCAUCCCAAAAACUUUAACUUCCAUAUUUCACACAACAUUCUCUCCAAAAUGUCGCCGCAAAUGAAGAUCGUUGUGAAGGUAUCAAUGCACUGCGACAAAUGCAGAACCAAGGCCUUGAAGAUUGCAGCUGCUGCACACGGUGUUAGUAAAGUGUCGAUAGAAGGAGCAAACAAAGAUCAUGUGGCGGUGAUCGGGGAUGGUGUAGACUCGGUCUGCUUGAUGAGGUCAUUGAGGAAAAAGUUCGGCUGUUCCUGCACCCUAGUCAAAGUUGAAGUAGUGAAGCCGGCAGAUAAAACUGAGAAAAAGCCACCUCCAGCUCCUCCACCUACUCCAGCUCCUUCACCAAGCUGUGUUCAAAGGUGUUGCGCUACCCAGUUUCGUCCAAUGUACUGUGAACUGGUUCAUGAAUAUCCAGAACCAACCACUUGCUCCAUAAUGUAAUUGCGUAUGACAUGAAUAAGUUGAACUUGAUUAUGAUCAUUUUCAUUUUCUCUUUUCCCUUGUAGAUGCAUGGAUCUAAAGUUCAUAAGAAAUAUUUUUAUAUCAAUUGCUUGUCUCUUUGAAA